AAUUCCCUUUAUAAACCUAAUUCAUAAAUCCAAUUUCAUUCAAACUAUUUCUUUCAAAAUAUCAUAAACCCAAUUAGCUUUCGUCAAAUCCAAAUCUUACUGCAACGAUGUCUGGCCGCGGAAAGGGAGGAAAGGGGCUGGGAAAGGGAGGAGCAAAGCGUCACCGGAAAGUUCUCCGGGAUAACAUUCAGGGUAUCACCAAACCUGCAAUCAGGAGGCUCGCUAGAAGAGGUGGAGUCAAGAGAAUCAGCGGUCUCAUAUACGAAGAGACACGUGGCGUUCUGAAGAUAUUUUUGGAGAAUGUGAUUCGUGACGCCGUUACCUACACGGAGCACGCUCGCCGGAAGACAGUGACGGCGAUGGAUGUUGUUUAUGCUUUGAAGAGGCAAGGAAGAACUUUGUACGGUUUUGGAGGUUAAUAAAAUGAAUGUGGUCAAGUCUGUGAUGUUUAUCACACAGUUUAGUUUCUGGAAUAUGUAAUUGGUGAAAUGAAUUUGAUUUUAAUGGAAUCAAAGUGAAAUGUUAUGUUGAUUUUAA
This is a messenger RNA of Helianthus annuus (common sunflower), 537 nucleotides long. Its product is annotated as histone H4. Gene Ontology annotation, biological process: nucleosome assembly. NCBI's taxonomy places the organism in Eukaryota, Viridiplantae, Streptophyta, Magnoliopsida, Asterales, Asteraceae. Gene Ontology annotation, cellular component: nucleosome. The transcript has a single exon. The record is from RefSeq and is a predicted model, not a curated record. The coding region runs from base 108 to 419 and encodes 103 amino acids. Gene Ontology annotation, molecular function: structural constituent of chromatin; DNA binding; protein heterodimerization activity.